Molecule: messenger RNA, 821 nt
Organism: Thamnophis sirtalis
Lineage: Eukaryota; Metazoa; Chordata; Lepidosauria; Squamata; Natricidae
Source: RefSeq, a predicted model, not a curated record
CGCCUUCCUCCUUGCCCGGGAGCCCGACGCCGAUGCCGGCUGCAGCUGCGCCAGGAACCGGCGCGGACAUGGCUCGGAUCAGCCCAGCCGCUUUCCCGCCCGCCCGUCGCCGGAGGGACGUAGCCGCCGUGGCCUGACGCCGUCGAGCAGCGGGGACGCUCGCAUCCUUAGCGGGCACGGAAAGUUUCUAGGAGGAAGGCAGAGCAAUGUCCCGGCUGUCUCUGACACGGUCCCCAGUUUCUCCCAUUGCUGCUCAAGGAAUUCCUCUGCCUGCCCAGCUCACCAAAUCUAACGCCCCGGUGCAUAUUGAUGUAGGAGGUCACAUGUAUACCAGCAGCCUAGCAACUUUGACCAAAUACCCCGAUUCCAGAAUAAGCCGCCUCUUUAAUGGCACAGAGCCGAUUGUCUUGGACAGUUUAAAACAACACUAUUUCAUUGAUCGAGAUGGUGAAAUAUUCAGAUACAUCUUGAGCUUCUUAAGAACUUCAAAGCUGCUGCUCCCGGAGGAUUUUAAGGACUUCAGUCUUUUGUAUGAAGAAGCCAAGUAUUACCAGCUGCAGCCGAUGAUCAAGGAACUGGAGCGAUGGAAGCAGGAGAAAGAGCAACAGAAACAUUUCCAGCCCUGUGACUGCUUGGUGGUGAGGGUGACGCCGGAUCUCGGUGAGCGGAUCGCCUUGAGUGGGGAGAAGGCGCUGAUCGAGGAGAUCUUUCCAGAGACGGGAGAUGUGAUGUGCAACUCGGUGAAUGCCGGCUGGAACCAGGACCCCACCCAUGUCAUCCGCUUCCCUUUGAACGGCUACUGCCGGCUGAAUUCGGUACAG